AUUCCAGCUUCAACUACCAGCCAGUGAGGAUGUGCCCGAGACGAAGCUUUUGCAAAAGAUGAGCCAUUAAGCCUGUCUGCUGGUUAUAUUGGAAGGAUUGUGCUUUAAAAUAGCUUAAAUAUCUCAUACACGAUUGUGUAAGUUAAUCAAACGUUUAAGCACAAGUAUUUGCAUAGCAGCUUUGUUAAAACGGAACUGGCCUUACCAUUACAGCGUGCAACGCAUUGAUAGGAAGUGGCGGUAAAAAGAAGUAGGUCACAUGAUUGUCAGUAGGCUAGGUCGCCAUCAGGCUUGUGUGACCUUACAGACCAGCACAUAACAAAGGUUAGGCUUGAUGCUGUUAUAAAAGUAAUACAGAUACCACGUGCUUAGCUUUGUUCGUUUGUAAACAGUGAACGUGUUGUUUAAAUGUGACUUUAUUUCGUCAUAAACCUUUCAAGUGGACUUUUGUAUCUUAAAAAAGGAUUUUAUUAUUUUUAAUGUACUAUUUACAUUAGGCUUAGGCUAUUAUAUCCUAAUAUAAUAAUAAAGUUACACUAAAAUAAUACUGCUCUAUAUAGUACUAAUAGUAAAGUAAAGUAGAUAAGACUAAUAAGAGUAUUUAGGCCUAAUAAGUUAGCAUUAAAAGCAAAGGUGAGGACUGGUAAGCUAAGUAAGAAUAAAGAUUAAUUAAUAAUAAUAGUAUUAAUAAUUUUUAGAUUAUUAAUAAAUAAAUAAGCUGUCUUUUUAUUUUUAGCAGGUUAAGCAUGACUGUUACUGUACUAAUAACUUUAAAAGAAAAGGCUUUACUAUUCCUAACCAAGCUAUUUAAGGCCUAAGAGUCUAGGUUGGUCUGUUUCAGUGGUUGACUAAAUAUUAAAUAUGCUUAAUUGAAUGUGUCUGCCUUACUCUUAUUAACUUUUUAUGAUUUUAUGAUUUAAAUGAAACAGAGCACAAUAAUUAAAAAGGUCCUAACGUCUUGAAAAAAAGAGUUGAAUUAUGUGGGAUGAGAUUGAGAUGAUUUAAUUUUUAAAUUAAUAGUAAUUAAAAAUUAAAUGUAAGCUGCACUACAGCUACACAGUUCAAGAAUACUAAUACACUAUCAAAACUACAAAUUACUCAAAAUUCAUUGAUUCAAAUCAUUUAACUUUUUAUUAAAAUUACAGGAGUUUUAUAAAUUAAAUGUAAAUAGGUCCCAUUUUGCUAAUUUUUUUGAGGAAAUUAAAAAGAAGUAGAGAUUGGAAUAUAGACUCAUAAGUCAUAAGAGUGAAGACCUAUGACUUUGUUAUUGUUGCCAUUUCAUAGUCAAUAGAUUAUUUUGCAGCUCAUUUAUUAGAUAAAUUUAUUUCAAGUGGAUAGGCCUACAAUUUUUCUUCUUUAUCUUUAUAUAGGCAUGGGCUUACAAUCUACGAAUCUUAAUACUGAGUGUUAAUGAUAGUUGUAACAUGUUCAAUUAUUUUUUUAAUUAAAUAUAGUCAGCAUAUGUUGAUUUUUUUGGGAUAUUGCAAUAAAAAUUAUUAAAGAAGUCUUAGACCAGUUAGGCUACAUAUUCAUAUAUACUGCUGGCCUGGUUGCUUAAUGCCUCACUGGUAAAUGUAUUUUCAAUGAAAUCUAUUAUUUUGACUAAAUAAUAGAUACAUUUGAUUUAUUUUUAUGUCCAUAUUCAUCGUGGGGCUCAAGAAGCUUAGGUUUUUGUACAUUUCUUAAAUAAAUUAUUGUCAAAAUGCUAGUAUUCUGAUACACAUAUGAAGUACCCUUUUGUGCCCUCCUGAUAAUCUUUUUUAGUUUCCGUGUGUACCUUGUAUUUAAGUCACACCUUGCUUUACCUCAACAUAGAACAUACAAUAUGGCCCAUGAGAAAUGAAGAUACGUUUCUAUUUGCAAAAAAUUUCUAAUAACCCAUUUUAAUAUAAUUUGUAUUUAGGAUUUCUCAAACCAAUAUUUUAACAACUUUCCGUUAAAUUCAUAAGCAUAUUUUGUUAUGGUCGACAGCCAUUUUAAAUGCUAAUAUUAAAUAUAGUUUAGUACAAAACCAAAGCAUGCAUUUAUUCUAUCAAAUUGAUGUGAUUCAUUAUUUACCAACAGUGUAAAUAUUAUGUGAAAUUUUGAAUCUGGAACAAAAAAAUAUUAAGUAAAUAAGCUUCAGUUUUAAGGGCUUAAAAAAUAAUUUCCCACUCUUCCUCUUUAUACACCAAAAGUCUGUGGACUACAUAUUUCUAUUUAAAAUUAUCAUAAAACACAUCUAAAUUACUGAUUGAAAUUAAUUGUUCCUUUUUAAGGAAUCUCUUUUGGAAAGGGGUGCUUCCUGAGAAGUAAUAAAUGCUUUUUAACCAUUAAAUUUUAAAUUCAAGAACUAUCUUAUGUUUUUUGUAUUGCUAUUUAGAGUGUAGGCUACUUACACUUAACACGUCACAUAUGUUUCUGUUACUUUUAAUUGUGGCAUUAUUAAGAACUAUUAUAACAUUCAGUUCAUAGUUUUUCAUAGGCAGUGAAGUCAGUUUUUGUCUUUGUGUAUAUGCUUAAUAUUUAGAGGAUAUAGUUUGAAUUUAGAACUUAGAGAAAAAAAAAAAGAACAGCAAAUAAACAUUGCUUAUCCUAUUUCUCAAAUAUAUAUACAAAUAUAUUUUUUUUAAAUUGGUGGAACUUAUAUAUGUUAAUUGUUUUGGUUUUGUUUAAGAAAUUCACAUAUUUUUCAUGUGUGUUGCUUUUCAGAUUGAGUAAGGCAAGAUCAUUAAGAUAACACUGAUGAGUCGCCUAAUUUAUGUCCCACAAACAUAUGGAUUUCAAUCCCCUGGACAUCUUAGCUGCAGCUGCGCUUGGAGAGAAGGAUGCCCCACCUGAACUGAAAAGCACUAAGUCUGAAAAGUUAUCGGGAGGCGAUCUUAAUGACCACACAACUUCUGUAGUCAGUAAAGAUGAUAAGCCUGAUUCAAACCAAGAAAUGGGCAAAACAACAAGUAAUGGUUUAAAAGAAGUCAGUAUUUGCAUACACACAUCUAAGGGCAUGGCUCCCCAAAAAAUUGACUGGAGUCCAGGGACAUUCUUGGAUAGUAUGUCAGCAAAGUCAGAGAAAUUUACCCUAGAUCAGCUUGUGAAUGAUAUCAAGAAACAGCAUUUGGAUUUAGAAAUUCACAAGCUUGCUCAACAGACCGUUGAGAAAGAAGAUUGCUCUAAAGAGCUAUCUAAAGGUGAUAUUGGUGAUGCUAGUCAUGAUGACAAACAGAAUGAUACGUUUGUAUCAGAAAGAAAUGUUAUCAAUAAAGAGACUGAUCAGAUAAUAUUGGAUACAAAUAUUAUGGCACAAAUAUUUACUAAGCAAGAGAAUGAUCAGAAGGAUUUUGCUCCGGAAGAUUCCACGAAUAGCCCGAGUGACCUUGAUACCAUGGACUCAAACUACAGCAAGUCUCCUGAUCUUGCAGAUAGUGCAUCAGAAAUAUCUCUGUCAGAAAUAAUUGCACUUGAUCACCCUUAUGCCCUUGCACCGGGAUCAACACAACUUCCAGCAUUAAUGGAUGAUGAUGAUAUCGAUGUUGGUUCAGAUCAUAGUCCGCUGACAGAAGAAACAGAUCAACGUUCACGAAAUUUGUCUUUGGAUUUUAAUUAUCUAAAAUCUGGCAUUCUUGAAGGUGUCUCAGCAAGCACCCUGGACUUGUACAAAAUGUCAAAUACUGGCUUGGGUAGGUCCAAACUACCCUCAUCAUCAUCCUCGACAUCUUCACCAACAGCUGACAUUAUUUCUAAAUCUACAAAUCACAUAUUUAGCAACGACAAGUUGUUUAAGGGCAUUAAUUCAGGUCAUGGUGUGUCGAAUAAUAACUCUCCAGUACGACCUGCUCCAAAAUAUGGGAAGUUCAGAAUAGGGACCUAUGGUUCUUUUAGUAACUUGGAACUUGAAAAAUACUUAAGAGACAAAGAUCUCCUGAAUAACAGAAAACUUAAAAUAGGUAUUCCACCAGAGUCUAGUUCCAACAACUCCUCUUUUAAUUCUCCAUCUGCAUCUCCUAGUGCUCACAGAUUUCUUCAGUCACCAAGUUUGGAUUGGGACAGAUCUGAAGCUAGUUCUGAAACUCAAGAUGAUAGUUCAGAUGCCAGAACACCUCUCAGAAUGUCACCAGACUUUACAGAAAAGGUGACUGAAUGGUCACACCCUAUGUAUCAUGACCAUGAUUACUGUGUAAAAAAUGAUACCAGCAGCCCUGAUGAUUUUAGCAAAUUUAUACCAAUUAAGAGGAAAUAUACAAAAAGAAAGAAUAAAGGGGAUGGAAUGAAUCAUGAAAAAUUUAUGAAAGCUAAAUAUUUGAAAAAAGAGCUUCUCAAACAAGACAGUUUUAUAAAAACACCCCCAGAACUUGAAUUAAUGGCUACUGAUCCUUCUGUGAUAAGAACAAACCCUGUUGGUAGGCCAAAAAAGAGACCCUUAGAAAAAGUAAUUGAUGAGGAAAUAGACCCAGAGACUGGAACAAAGUUAAAAAUUACUGGUCGAUACCAAGACCAGUAUGUUUAUUACUUGUCAAAGUCUUCCAGAACUACAACAAGAAGAAGACAAACUCCAUUAUUUCCUCACACAGCUGAUAAAAUUAUUGUUCCUGCACCAAAGCCUGGGGAUAUUGUCGUUCCUCACUUGACUGAUGCAGACAUUGAGACCGUACGAUUAAAAGGACGGGGUGCUCUUAACCUUCCAGCCCGACCACACAUGACAAAUAACUCUCCCCUAUCAACUGCUAUUUCACCCAUUCAGUCAUCAAUUCCAUCAUCAAGUCAUUCGUCAGAAUUUAUUUCUGAUGUUGAUAGUCAUAUUGUUAGCACUAUUCUAAGCAUGGAAAAUGACAACUUGGCUUCGCCCACCACUUCCCAUGCACCUGACAUCGGCAAUACAUCAGGCCUGAACCCUAAUCAGCCUGCACUGACUGAAAGCUUAAGACUUAUGAGUGGAGACUCUAGCAUAACUUCGGAGCAUGUCUUAAACUACCUUCUCAGUGUGGUUAAAGAUGAUGGUUUGCUGAAUGCUGCAUCUGGAUUUGAUGGAAGCAGUUUAUCAUUUUUCCCUUCACUUCACUCUGAUUCCAUCUACUCUAAAUCAGACCACACUGAUUGCUCAACUUCAAGUGUAGGCCAUGAAAUUAUGGACAUUGGAAAGUCUAUGCAACAAGGCAUAGGCUCUCCACAUGACCAUGAGAGUUAUGACAAUUCAGGUGUCUGUAAAGACCACAUAGAUGAGAAUGGUGGAUUACCAGAUGACCUUUCUUCUUUCAUAUCGAAUUCUCAAGGAACAUCCUCUUCCAACACAACUCAAGAUGGUGACUCCCAUGGUUCAUUAAAGAGUAUGUUUGGAUCGGAUCUUAGCUCUUUGGGUACACCACAUCUGUCAUCAUCAGUUCAACACCUUACAUCUAUUGAGAAGACUUUGGAUUACCUUGUUGGAGUAAGAGAUGAGGAUAUUAAAUUACAUUGUGGUGUUUAUAAUACUAAAUUGGAAGAUGAUGCAGAGUCUGACACAACACAGCCUCUCACACCACUGUCCAGUGCUUCAUCUGAUGACACACCUUGGAUAGUUACAGUAACGUUGUAUUUUAAUGAUGUGCCAGCUAUUAUGAUCAACAAUCAACCAUACAUUCGUCUUGUGGAUAUUCACAAGCAAAUACUGCCAGCAAAAGACACUGGUAUUCUAAAAAAACGCUGUCAAUUGUUAAAAAUUCCAGUGUUAAACUGUACAGAAAUGCAGCGCUACUUCCUUGUGCAGUAUGGCAGGGCGUAUAACUCAAAGAGCACAUUGGUUGUUUCUAAAGAGCAGGCAAAUAACUUGGUGACUUACUAUGCCACUCCACAGCCUAGGAUUGGGAGAACAGAGGAAUCUCACCAGCGCCGUGCCAGUAGUGGUGGUUCUGAAGGGGGUGCAAGAUCACCUGUGACACAUUUAUCCACUGGAAUCUUUCGCAAAAGAGGAGCAAUUAAAAAUUCUAAAAAAGCAGCAUUGCCUUCUGGGUACGUUACAUUUUGUCUAAAAUAUAAUGAAUCAUUUUGGUUGUACUAUAAUUAUUGAAAUUUGUGUAAAAAAAAAAAGGCAUCAUGUAACUUAAAAUGCUGCAGCAGAAUAAACAAAGUUUUUGAAAUAUUUUUAAUUAAUCACACAACUAUGUUCCUUAAUUUAAGAACUUUUAAGUCAGAUUCUUGGAAGUGCAUAAUUUUAAUUAUUUGGGAUAUUUAAAAAGACAAAGGUGGAUUUAAGAAAAAUUGAAUUAUUUUGAGAUUACAUGUAAUGAAAGUGUGGUAUUCUUAAAAUACAUUUCAUUUAUUUGAUAUUUUGGGGAAUAUUAUUAAAAAAAUUGACUGAUUUGAAAUCAUCAGUUUUGAAAAGAAUUAUCAGUUGUUGGUUUUUACGAAACUAUAAAGUUGAACUAUUUUUGUUCUUACUAAAGGCAUAAAACAUUUUUUUUAAUUAAUAGCAGCACAAAAAGAAUUAUGUAAUUUAAAAGAAAAGAAGAUGCAUAUUAAAAUGGAAAAUAUGGAGUUGCCCAUGAUUUUGGUAGACGAAAAUCUGUAGCAAACGCACAGUAACAAAUAUUCUUGUAAGCAGUAUCUAUCAGAGAAUAGAGUUAAAAGUUUUAAUUUUGUUAACUAUUAGAAAUGACCUAAAACAACAGAUUUCACCUUCUGUUUGUCAUAGAGAUUCUCCCACACAUUAUGCUGUUUUAUAUGGUCUGGUGGCGUAACUGCAUGAUAGCGAUGAAACCAGACAAAUGGCUUAAAAUUCUAUUUCUAAAACCGAUGAUCACUUUGCCAAAAAAACCAAUGUUAAUGUCCUUAGAUUUAAGUGUAAGAAAAGUCUUUAUAAUUCUGUAAAACCAUGUUUUGCAGGUUGUUGGGUGUCUCAGCAAGUGUGCCAUCUAAAAGUCUAACAAAGAAUUCAGAGGAUGUUCCUUCCAGCUCCAAUCACAAUAAAAGAACCCGGCAUAAGAAAGUUAAUUAUCUGGAAAUGUUGAAAGGGGAAGAGAAAGAAAAGUCAUCAACUGCUUCUAUAUUAGAAACCAUCGAGUCUGUUGUUAAAUCUGGGUCUAAUUGUGCACAUGAUGGAAAACUAAAUAAAAUGGCUCAGAAAAGAGGCAAAGAUGAUUCCAAUUGUGAUAAGAAAAGUGGAAUUAAAAAGAAGUUUGGCCUACAAAAAGGGACAAAAGUGGGAACAAAGUCAAAAAAAGACCAAGACAUUCAGAAAAUAAAAAAUGGCAAAGGUAAAAAAGGUAGUGAUAAACAGUCUGCAGAUAAAGAUAUUGAAUUCAGCUCAGAGGGAGAUUCUGAUGAUUCUCUGGAUUUAACACAAAACAAAAAGUUUAAACCUCUAAAACUCAAAGUUAAUAGUUUAUUAAAUUUUGCAGGGCAGCGCAAAGGUUCAUCUCCAAGCAAAAAAGGCUUGUUUUCUCGCAGCAAUUCAACAACAUCCCCAACAUUAGAUCGACCUCUCAGGAUUCUAGCUGUGGCUCACCAGGCAGCUUUGUCUGGAGAUAAUGCUGUAUCGCAUUUGCCCUCACAGCCAGCGGAUAUUCACUUAGACUUGUUUAAAAAAUCUAACUCAGCUUGUGUUCGAUGCGAGACCUGUAGUCAGUUUUUGUCAGUUCCGCAUUUCAUGCGCCAUCACCAUGUCCCCAUGGACAAUGAAUGGCUGGCCACUGAAGCAGCACAUCGUAUUUUAGUGCCCAGGAAUAAAGAGACUAUUUCUGAUUCUGAGAAAUUACUGUGGGAAGAAUUUCACAAGCUUCAGGAAGCUAUUGGUGGCUUUGGUGAAGCUGAUGAUGAAACAGACACAGAUGAGGGAGAGUAUGAGGAAGAUCAAGGCUCAUUUGAGCUUUCUGGCGCUUCAACUUCUCUCUCAAGUAUGGACAGAUCAUUGCGGGGAGGAUUGUCCCCUGAGGAAGGGGUGGGUACCGCUAGGCUGUCUCCUUCACAAGAUGAUGAUGAGCUGUUGACCUCAGAUGAAGAUGAGCCAACUGUGUCAGAUUUACCAGGUUCUUCUGUUGAAAAAACACAACAAAAAGAUAGUAAUCAAACUCUUUGUAAACUAGGUUUAUUGAGAAGGGAAAGUUCAGUUUCUAGUUCUUUAUCGAAUGAAGGGCAUGAUGGUAAUCAUUCAAAUUUAAGGACCAGUUCACGGAAGAGAAAAUCUAAGAAAUUAUUUUCCAUAGAGAACUAUUACACCCCCAAGAGGUCACAAUAUGAUGAUGAAUCUCUCACUCAGCCUGAGGGCUCAGUAACUAUUAACGGAAAUGGAACACCUAAUGUUGUUUCAUCACCAUCUAGAUCUCGAAAUUUAUUGUAGCACUUUUUUUUUAUAUAGAUGAUUCUCAUCUGUAUUUUCAGUCAGGGACCAAUGGUCAGUUUUAAAAAUCAUUUCAGUAUGAUUGCAACAAAACUAGGUGGGGUUUUUUGGUGGAAAUUAAAUAUGAUUUAUGUAACAGGUGAUUAAGAAUGUAAAAAUUUGAUAGCUGCAUGCUUGUUUUGUUUAGUGUAACUUGUCAUUGUUUUAUUAAAGAUUUCCCUAUAUCUUAAAUGAAAACAUUUUUAUGAAUGACUCCCAGAAGUAAAGGCAGAUUUUAAAUUUUAUUUUGCCAUACAAUAUAUUUAUUUAUAACACAAUUUUUUGUUUUGACUGUUUUUAAUUGAUGAUGGGCUUUUCGCAAAUGUUUUUAAGUAUUAAAUCAUGGAAUAAGAAAAUUUUCCAUAACUGACUGCACAGUACUUUAGUCAAAUCCAUAUUUUUAGUAGCGGCUUUCCAUCACUACAAGACAACCAUGUUUUGCAAACCAAUGUUGGUCUUAAAUUAUUUUAAAUCUUCAUCUGAACUUCAAUUGUAAGGAUUCAAUUUAUUGAGAGAUUGUUUGGAGAUGCUAAAUUACUAAAUAUUACUUUACAUUGGUUUCACAGUAAUUGUAAUUUUGUAUCCUUGAGCUUUUAAUUAAUCAUCCAGAGAUUGUUGGGGUGUCACCUGUUAAUACAUGCUUUCAUGCUGCUUUGGUCUUUUCCUUUUUGUCUAAGCUAGAAUUGGUGACCAGUCAUUUGAUUAAUUAAGGCAUGUAAAAAUCUCUUUGCACAUUGAUGAUGAUGGCAUUAUGUAUCAAUAUUGGUUUUGUAUAAAUUCUUGUAAACUGUGUUAAUUCGACCUAGAGCAACCUCCUUGAGAUCAAUACAUUAUUAACAGAUCAAAGUUCUUUUGGACAAAUAGCCUGACUUCCUUUUAUAAAAAUCUUGUUAUAAAAAUCUUGACACAGUUGUCAGGGCGGGUGAGAUCUUGUCAGAGAGACUGUCCAUUUUAAAACAAUUAAAUGCAACUGUUAAUCCAAUCCUCAUGCAUACCUCUAAUGAAGCAGAACCUUCCUUAUUUAUGGAAAUUGUUGUAGUUUGGCCAUAUCAUCUUUCUUAUUGCAAAUACAAUAUCGGUAUAUAAUAUGAAAUAGUUUGUAAGUUCACUUGAAUAAGGUAGUUGAUGUAAUAAUAAUUAUACACCAGUGUUUCAGUUGAAUCCUUUUAGCUCCAUUGAUGUCUUUACCUAGAAUUGGUGGUUAGUGAAAAAAAAAAAAAAUGUUUUCAUUUACCUGUAUGGUGAAAUGUUGUUUUUCCCCCAUGUAAAUUUUAUUCUUUUUUUGUACAUGCAGCCCAUUUUCAUGGUAAGUAAAGAUUUGUUACAAGAUGGUUUUAAAACUUUUGGG
Lymnaea stagnalis (great pond snail) is the source of this 9674-nucleotide messenger RNA. NCBI's taxonomy places the organism in Eukaryota, Metazoa, Mollusca, Gastropoda, Lymnaeidae. The record is from the annotation of a GenBank genome assembly.